AAAUGUAAAAAAAGAACAAAAAUAUUUUUAGAACAGUAUUACAGCAAACAUUGCGGUGUAUUUUUUUUUAUUGAUCACAUAAAUGAUGGGUUUUAUCAUAUUGGUUUAUUACGCGUUAUAUUAUGCUCUCCGUAUACAUGGCAGUAUUCAAAACAUACAACCUGGGAUUCAUUUUGAAAGUGAUAAUAACAAUAAAACUUAUUUUAUUCCGGUAACACAAUUGUAAAUCCAUUGUGCUGCGUCGUGCAAAUAAAGCAAUAUAUAUUUUUUUCCAAAUGGCCGCGUACACAAUACAGUUCUAAAUCCAAUUAUAGCGAGUUUUUUUUUAUUAAAUUACCUUUGCCUGUAACAAAGAGAAGCUCUUCAUUGUGUUAAGCAGCGACGGCGAGGCCCUGGCACCCCCCCCCCCCCCCCCCCGCUUUAACCCCGGGCGGUGCGCUGGCUUUGUGCUGCUCCGUUAGAAUAUAAUUGAUUCCUUCCCCUUUUCAGGAGCCGUUAGCGUUGACGUGUUUUGACUUUCGCGACGGGCCCCGAGACCGCCCGAGGCUCAAUGGGGAGAGCGGCAAACACUCAUUAAAAGGGAUUUUCGGGCUGUCCCUUAAACCGGUCAUCCGCCGUUUAAGUGUCUUCACCGCACCCCCCUCCCCUCCAUCUCGCAUGUCCCCUUCACAGCUCAAGUGGCCGAUGGCCCCAGGUUGGGACGGCUCAUAUGGCAGGGGAUGGUGUGGAGGCGGGCGCGUGCACUCACCGUCGUCGUCGCUAUUGCCCCAAGUUUUCGGCCGAGCAAGUCCCACCGUGUACAAAUCCUCUAAGCGGCACGGCAAAGCAGUUCUCGGCUGAGUGUACGGGGCUACUCGCUGCCUCGUUCCGAAGUCGCCGGCUACCUCCUCGCUCUGUUCCCUGGGAGUGAAACGCGAGGGGAAAGAUGCUGCCGUGCGUAUGCAGUGUUCUCGUGGUGGCACUAAUCGUCAGCAGCGCACGUGGCCAAGUGGACCCACCGCCUCUAGCAGAGUCCCUGGUGCGCUGUGGGGUCGACACAAUCGGCUUCGUGAUGCCCAGGGAAGCGCUGGGCUGGGGCCUUGUGUUGCUGAGCGCGAGAGAUGCCGCGGGGAUUCUGGUGAACGUGAACUCCGCUCCCAGUGGCUGCAAGUUCCGGCUGGAGAGGCCGGCGGACGGCAGCCUCGAGUUUUCGGCUCCCAACGACGGCUGUUACGCGACCGCGUUGGGCUCGAGCAGGCGCAUGGUGUUUGUGAUGGAGACCACGGCGUACCGAAUCACGUCUCGCUCAACCUUCUCCGUCUCCUGUGUCCUGGGGCCUCGUUCGCUCGUGGUCGGUGACUCGGACUGCCCCGUGUCCCUGUCCUCUCGGCCGCUUUGCGACUCUCCGUCUGCCGGCCUUGACUCGUGUCUCGCCAAGGGCUGCUGCUAUGAAGAUGCCGGUGGCGGCGGUGACCGGUCGACGUGCGUCUAUGGGAAUUCUGUGUGCACGCGGGACGGCCACUUCGUCCUCGUGGUGCCCAGCGGCCCGGCCAGCGGCCUCAACCUGAGCUCCGUGAGGGUGCAGGGCUCCGAGUCGCGCGCCUGCGGCCUCGUCCACCUCGACGACGACUUUGCGGUGUUCCGCUUCGGUGUCGCGGAGUGCGGGGCCGUGUGGAAGGUGGAGGAGGGCGGCGGUGGCGUGGUGUACGAGGCGACGGUGGCGGCCGAGCGGGACGUGUGCACGCAGGACGACGUCAAGGUCACCAGGUCCGGCACCUACAGCUUCACCCUGCGGUGCCGCUACGUGGGGGUGGUGGAGGGGACGAUGCAGUUGGCGGUGCCCACGCCGACUCCUCCGCUCCCCGCCCACGAGAGGGGGGACCUCGGCGUGGAGAUGCGCCUCGCCACAGACGAGUCGUACUCCGCCUACUAUUCGGUCUUCCCCGUCAUCAAGGUCCUCCGUGACCCCAUCUUCCUGGAGGUUCGGCUCCUCGACCACGCCGACCCGCGCCUCCUCCUCCUCCUCCCCACGUGCUGGGCCACUCCGGGCCCCGACCGUGCCAGCCCCAUCCUGUGGCCAAUCCUGCAGGACGGCUGCCCUUUCGACGGAGACAACUACAAGACGGUGGUCCUUGGCGUCGAGGAGACGCCGGAGGUUCCCCUGCCCGGACUUUACAAGCGGUUCGAAGUGAAGACGUUUGUGUUUGUUGUGGGCGCAAGCCCGAACGCCAUCUACGACCGGGUGUUCUUCCACUGCAGCGCCGUCGUUUGUCGCGACGGAGACGCCAACUGCGUCCCUCCUGCGUGCGUGGCGCGCCGCCAGAGGAGAGUGUCGGACCCGAGGCCCCGUGACUGGGACGCAGAUCUACCCCGGGCCUUGGCGUCUGUGGGCCCCUUGCGGCUCCUGGAGGUUCCGCGUGAGCUGCCGAUGCAGUUGAGAGAGACCCGCGCGGCUUUGCUGUGGAGCGACUCGCUCCCUCCCGUCGUGCCGACAGCCCUCUCGGCGCUGGCGCUCGGCACGGCGCUCCUCUGCGGCAUCGCCUUCUCGAUCUCCGCGUGUCGCCAGCGACUCCAACGCGCGGAGUCGCAGGGACGGAGAUCAUCGGAUGGCUCGGCACUUGAUCAUUUCACCCUCUAGGGAGGUUUUGGAAACCCAGGCCACCGGCGUGUGGGGUCUCAUCCCCACCACACACACACGACUCGACUUCAAUAAAACGCACACUGCCCUCGUA
Molecule: messenger RNA, 2711 nt
Organism: Lethenteron reissneri (Far Eastern brook lamprey)
Lineage: Eukaryota; Metazoa; Chordata; Hyperoartia; Petromyzontiformes; Petromyzontidae
Product: zona pellucida sperm-binding protein 4-like
Biological process (GO): binding of sperm to zona pellucida; prevention of polyspermy
Cellular component (GO): egg coat
Molecular function (GO): structural constituent of egg coat; acrosin binding
Source: RefSeq, a predicted model, not a curated record